AUAACGGCUGCGGAAGAAGCUGUCAUUUGGCCAAUUUCCCGUCCAAGCGGUAGUUUCCCAUCAAAACCGACACAAAUUCAACGACAAAUGUAACCGUCUCACAGAAAGCCAACGAUGGGAUUUACAUGGAGACGCUUUCUCGGCGUUAAACCGUCGAAAGCGCUCAUGUUGUUGCCUUUUCUGUUGACAUUUCUGCUCGUCGGGAGCCAAGGCGAAAGCAAUGCGAUGGACAACGUCGCAACUGAGAGGCUGGCUGAGGAGAGCCACCGACAGGACAGUGCCAAUCUACUCAUAUUCAUAAUGCUCCUAACACUCACCAUUUUAACCAUAUGGCUGUUCAAACACCGGCGGUUUAGGUUCCUGCACGAGACAGGACUUGCCAUGAUUUAUGGCCUGUUGGUGGGUGUGAUCCUGCGGUUCGGCGUCCAUGUGCCCCAGAGCAUGAGUGACGUGACCCUCAGCUGUGCCGUCAACGCCAGCCCCGCCACUCUGCUGGUCAACGUCAGUGGGCGAUUCUACGAGUACACUCUGAAGGGGGAAGUCAGCCGGGGCAAAGGUCACCAAGUGCAGGACGAUGAGAUGCUGAGAAAGGUGACCUUUGACCCAGAAGUGUUCUUCAACAUUUUACUGCCUCCCAUCAUCUUCCACGCCGGCUACAGUCUGAAAAGGAGACAUUUCUUCAGAAACAUAGGCUCCAUCCUGGCCUAUGCCUUCAUGGGAACAGUUAUCUCCUGCUUUGUUAUUGGACUGAUCAUGUAUGGCUUUGUGUCCUUCAUGAAAGCCAUUGGCCAGCUUGGGGGAGAUUUUUACUUUACUGACUGCCUCUUCUUUGGGGCCAUUGUUUCAGCAACAGACCCAGUGACAGUGCUGGCUAUCUUCAAUGAGCUAAAAGUAGAUGUGGACCUGUAUGCUUUACUCUUUGGGGAAAGUGUCCUCAAUGAUGCCGUGGCCAUCGUCCUCUCUUCCUCCAUCGUGGCGUACCAGCCCGUCGGAGACAACAGCCACAGCUUUGAGGCCAUGGCGAUGUUGAAAUCCUUCGGCGUCUUCUUGGGCGUUUUCAGUGGAUCCUUUGCUCUUGGGGUGGCCACUGGAGUCAUGACCGCUCUCGUGACCAAGUUUACUAAGCUGAGGGACUUCCCCUUGCUGGAGACUGCUCUCUUCUUCCUCAUGUCUUGGAGCACCUUCCUGUUGGCUGAGGCCUGCGGGUUCACAGGUGUCGUGGCUGUGCUGUUCUGUGGGAUCACUCAGGCUCACUACACCUUUAACAAUCUCUCCCCUGACUCUCAGGACAGGACCAAACAGUUGUUUGAGCUUCUGAACUUCCUGGCAGAGAACUUCAUCUUCUCCUACAUGGGUCUGACUCUCUUCUCCUUCCAGUCACACGUCUUCAACCCUUUGUUCAUCAUCGGAGCCUUUCUGGCUGUGUUUCUGGGCAGGGCGGCAAACAUCUACCCGUUAUCCUUCCUGCUCAACCUGGGCCGCAGGAACAAGAUUGGGUCCAACUUUCAGCACGUCAUGAUGUUUGCAGGUCUGCGUGGGGCGAUGACCUUUGCUCUCUCUAUCCGUGACACUGCAACGUACGCCCGUCAGAUGAUGUUUUCAACCACCCUCCUAAUUGUCUUCUUCACUGUGUGGAUCUGUGGAGGGGGCACCAUGCCCAUGCUGUCCUUCAUGAGCAUACCGGUGGGCGUGGACUCUGAUCAAGACAACUCUAAUUCAGCAGUGUUGGAUGGGUCACAGCGGAGGAACACCAAACAUGAGAGCGCCUGGCCCUUCAGGAUCUGGUAUAACUUUGACCACAACUACCUGAAGCCCCUCCUGACCCACAGCGGCCCUCCUCUCACUGCUACUCUGCCUGCUUGUUGUGGCCCGCUGGCACGAUGCCUCACCAGCCCACAGGCCUAUGAGAAUGAAGGCCAGCUCCACGACGAUGACUCUGACUUCAUCCUGAACGAUGCCAGUGUGAGCUCCAUGUACGCCGACGUCACGGUCAGCACGGAUGCAUCCGGAUCCCACACCAUCAACCGCAAGCGCACCUCCAGCACUGGGGGCGGCCCGUCUGAUGAAGGUCUGGAUCACGAGCUUGCCUUGGCUGAACACGAAGUGGCGAUCAGGGGCACCCGCCUGGUCCUGCCCAUGGAUGAUCCAGUGGAGCCACCAACGACUGUCACCCUGCCUCCGCCACCCUCCCCGCCACGCUCCGAACCUCGCAGGCACAGACUGUAAGAAGGCGUACACUGUCAGGAUGCAGUUUGUUGUUUUCAUCUUUAAAAAAAAAAAAAAAAAAAAAAAAUCACAAAU
This is a messenger RNA of Epinephelus fuscoguttatus (brown-marbled grouper), 2301 nucleotides long. Its product is annotated as sodium/hydrogen exchanger 6-like. Gene Ontology annotation, biological process: proton transmembrane transport; sodium ion transport; regulation of pH. The record is from RefSeq and is a predicted model, not a curated record. Gene Ontology annotation, molecular function: sodium:proton antiporter activity. Gene Ontology annotation, cellular component: membrane; recycling endosome. Lineage: Eukaryota; Metazoa; Chordata; Actinopteri; Perciformes; Serranidae. Bases 115 to 2226 code for a protein of 703 amino acids. The transcript is spliced from 16 exons.